Messenger RNA from Acanthaster planci (crown-of-thorns starfish), 6147 nucleotides. Its product is annotated as BTB/POZ domain-containing protein 10-like. The record is from RefSeq and is a predicted model, not a curated record. Gene Ontology annotation, cellular component: cytoplasm. Gene Ontology annotation, molecular function: protein binding. Gene Ontology annotation, biological process: positive regulation of phosphorylation. Lineage: Eukaryota; Metazoa; Echinodermata; Asteroidea; Valvatida; Acanthasteridae.
UACAUGUACAUAAUACAUUGUACAUUGUAUUUUGGUUUUGAGUAAACAGACUGAAUUGCUGAUUGUCGUAUUCAUCAGUCAUGCUAAUGCGGGGUCACUGGUGAAUUUGAUGCAGUUUACAGUACAGCAUUCAAUGUAUGUACAUGUACACAGAGUUUUGAUUUUACAAGACCCUGCCGUCCCCGUUCCUGGCCCCUGUAGGAAACUUCAAUUGAAUACUUGGGAGUUGAGGUGGGUCUCUGUGUCAUUUUGGUUAACCUAAAACCAGAAUAAUGCUUGCACGAAGCCGCGAGGUGUGCAUGAUUCAGAGCAGUCCCACAAAUGGUGAGUUCAGGCCCGUACAAAAGCUGGCAUUUGUGACCCGAUAAAUUGAGUCAGUGAUGUGUGAAGCAUUUAGUCUGGCGAUAAAGGGGAAGAACUUUGCCACACGUCAGCAGAAAUAGUGAACUGACAUGUGCAUGUACAUGUACAUGUACUGGUACCUGUAGGCAGACAUACAUGCAGUACAGUGUACAUGUACAUGUACAUCAGUAUAUGAAUAAAGUUAUCUGGAACUGUCGCAUGUAUAUUUGGCAUCAAGAAGUCGUGAUUCCCGAUUGUACAUGUAAUUGGCUGCCUCUUCAGAAGUAGAAGUUCCGGACAUCAAGAGGUGUCUACGUUGCAUGUGAGCCAGCCAUUGGUCCAGCCGGCUUGCUGCGGUUGCUUUAAUGGCAUACAGGCAGCUCGGUGGCGUACCAUAUAAUGCUAGUAGUAUAGACAGUGACUCAGAUUCCUUGGAUAGUGAUCGUGGUUACACUUCACGUUGUUCUCAUUCCUGUGUCUGUGCAAACAUGGCUGAUAAGUCCAGCAACACGUCACCAACCCACUCCUGUUUGAAGCCGACCAGCGAGAGCAAGGCCCCGACGUGCCGGGCCAGCAACCAGCCCCGCAACAGAGCACGCUCAGUCAGCGACAUCGACAGCAAGGGCGGGAUGCGUAAUCACUGCCCCUUUGGCAAGCUUCCAGAGAGGGUAACCCUGAUUGUCGAUCACACCCGAUUCGUCGUUGACCCCUCGCUGUUUACAGCUCACCCCAACACAAUGCUUGGCAGAAUGUUUGGGAAUGGCAUUGACAACAAUUUCACCCGACCCAAUGAGAAGGGAGAGUAUGAGGUAGCACAUGGCAUUUCAUCGGAGUUGUUCAGCGCAAUUUUAGAGUACUACAAGGGUCGACCUAUACGAUGUCCCCCCAGUGUGUCGGUGUCGGAGCUUAGAGAGGCCUGCGAUUACCUUUUGGUCCCUUUCAAUGAAAACACUGUCAGAUGCAAGAACCUCAGAUGUUUAUUACAUGAGAUUUCCAAUGAUGGUGCUAGAGAAGAAUUUGAGAAAUAUGUAGAAACUCUGAUUCUGCCGGAGAUGGUGUCCUGCGCAAAGCGUGGCCAGAGAGAGUGCCACAUUGUGGUGUUGAUGGACGAUGAUGUCGUGGAAUGGGAUGAAGAAUAUCCACCUCAGAUGGGAGAGGAAUACUCACAGAUCGUGUGCAGCACCCUACUGUAUCGGUUUUUCAAGUACAUCGAAAACAGAGAUGUGGCAAAGACUGUCCUGAAGGAAAGAGGCCUGAAAAAAAUCCGGCUGGGGAUUGAAGGAUACCCUACUUAUAAGGAGAAGGUCAAGCAGAGACCGGGUGGCAAACCAGAGGUGAUCUACAACUACGUCCAGCGCCCGUUUGUGCGCAUGUCAUGGGAGAAAGAGGAGAACAAGAGCAGGCACGUUGACUUCCAGUGCGUGCGGAGUCGGUCCAUUCCAAACCUGUCCAGCGUGGCUGGGGGAGAAGCCCUGCUGGACGGAGACCUACGCCAGGCCCCACCCCAUGCUGAGGGCGUGGCCAUGCUCAGGCAAGUUUUGCCCGACCCCCCAGAUGGGGAAGCCAAUGACGGUAAUGCGUAGCUUGUAGUGUGUAUAUAUACGUAUACAAAAGGUACACUGAGGUUUUUUAUAACGGAGACUGUUAAUGGAAGAAUGAGGGUAAUGGAAUAUGGCAGGAGUAGGCAGUGUAUGUAGUGUAAAAAAAAUUCAGUAAAAUUUUAGCACAAAAGUACAAAUAAUGUAUAAGUUUAAAAGAUAGAUAGCAAACACUUGAUGCUGCUCCUUGAGGUUCUUUUCUUCAUUUGAUGCAUAUGAUUACGGCUGAGUUCAUGUCAUGAUGUUUUCCAGGCCCGUUUCAGCCGUGACUCCGCUGUAGACAGGUUUUGAAACUUUCUGGCUCCAGUAAAUUAACCCUGAUGGUAAUAAGAAAAAAAAACAAAUUGAUACUUGAGUAACCUGUACAUACCCACUUUGAUUAUGAAUGACUUUUGGUGUUGAGCUUAGUUAUGUAUGAGUAUUGAUUUAAGUACAUGUAGGUGAAGCAUUACAAUUUUCAGUUUUAAAAGCAAUGAAAUAAUUGUUAACAGUUUUACAAAGUCUGUACAUGUGUACAUGUGUAUUGCUUAAUGGUGAUUUUCUCCUAGCCUUACACAUAAAUUGUUCUCAUAAUUUAGCCCCACACUAAUAAGCAUUCUUUUUAAGAGAAAAAAUGGAGUGUUUGCAAGUUGCUGGUGGCAACUACAUCAGGUGCAACCAUUUUCAUAAGCUCAUAUGCACCAAGCAUAUUGUAUAGGUUUAAUCCUUUACAGUAAACCAUCUAACGUUCACUCCCACUGGUUAAAAACGAAAUCAAUAUAACCCCUCACAUAUGUUUGCGCCACCUAAUUUGGGGGAAGUUGGUAGACAAAAAAGCCUGUGUAACUUGUUGGUACAAGCAGUUUUCAUUUGGGUAAAUUAAAAAUGGGAUACAGCUUAGAAUAGAUGGUGCUCGGUCUACUUGAGAAAAGCUUCUGUCUGUGUCAAUGGCAUGUAAUGUGCGACUUAUACCUGUGAAAAGAUUCAAGCUGAGCUUUGAAAAGGGGUUAAAUCUGCAAUAUUUAAGAAUGCAAUGGAAUAUUCUUUUGUAACUACCGUAUUUGAUGAUUGUUUUUACAUCUGUUAAAAAAAACCUACCAAGGGCCCAGUUUUAUGGACUCGGUAUUGUGAAAUUUGAAUGGUAAGAAUGUAACUUUGUAUGAUAUACCGAAACAAGUUGGUGUGUGUUAUCUGCAACUGAUAGGCAUUAGUCCUGGAUGGCAUUUUGAAGUACAUAUAACAUUUUGGGGCAGUAAAACAAUUUCACCCAGGGACUACAUGUAAUUGAUUCUGCAUUCUGAAGGUGUGUUGAAGUGGGAUUGGGACGAGUUUGCGGUACUUCCUCAAACCAAGCCGUGCAGGCUGCUUCAUUCAUUGACAAAGUUCUUGCUAAUUUGAAAUGACAUUUGUUAUGCUCAUAGCUAAAGAGACAUGCUUGUAUUAUUGCUUGAUGUAUUGAAGAAAUGCUGCCUUGAUGUAAUAACCAGUUUACAAAAAAAACCAAUUUUGUACUAAAGGAAAAACUGAAGCUUAAUUUUUUGAAACUUUCCAUUUUUAAAAUACAAAAUCACUUUUCCGUCAUGUGCACUGAUGCUUGAGAAAUGGUAGAACAGUAUUCCUAGUCUAAAUAGCGCACACCCAGGUAAGGGUCUGACUCCCAUCAAAGAAUACAUGUAGCGUAGUUACGUCUCAAAAGUAAUAAUUGCUCGAGAGCAAACAUGUAACUUGCUAUCUUUCAUAGUCUUCUCUAAAGUGUGAGCACUGAAGUUAAACUUUCACAGAGAUGCUAUCGUGAAUACAAAGUUACUUGAGAAAUUUAGCCAAAACCUGUUCGGGAACUAAGAAGCCCUAAAUCAACUCAGAAACAUAUCUGUUUGCUUAGGAAUAGGGUAGAAAUGUGUCAGUUUUGAUCAGCGCAGUCUAAACAAUUCUUAGAAUUAUAAUUAUCUAAUAUGAAAGAAUAUUUACAAAGCAAAGAUGAUGGACUGUUUGAAAUUUGAAGACAAAAUCAACCUUUUUGCAAGUAAAACUUUUAUGGUCCUUUACCUCAGUGGCCUAUUUUUCUAUCCACAUGUGACUUUGAAUAUUCAUGAGACUGAAAAGCAAGUGCCUUCUUGCACGUUUCAUGUGCAGUUUAACUUUGAAAACAAAAUUGUCCUGAAUGAAUGUAUUAGAUUGGAUUACGAGUAGUCACUCCUAUUUCUCUCGAAAUUAACAACAGCUGACUAGCAUGUUCUUUGAUGCCAAGCUCUGACUAGAAAGAAUCUAAUAUGAGAUAAUGAAUAUUUAUUGCAGGGUUGCUUAGGUUAACCAGUGAAUUAAUAGCAUUUGAAUGCUGUCUGUUGAAUGGCUAAUGCAUACCCAGUAAGGUUUAACUUUGUCAUUUUCCAAGGAAGCAACUUCAAACCUGGAGGUUUAUCUUUCUUGGAAGAAAGACUUAUGGUACAUUGACUAGACAUUAACAUAAGACACUGUUCAAACUUGUUCCUGCUGUUUCACCUGAUUUUGUGCAGUGUCAUAAUGCAUGCAUUGGCUUGCACUGGUCUUAGAAAAUUAGAGUCUUCUGUGAUCCACUAAAGUCCUCGCUACAACAUAACCUUACUGAUGGCACACUGUCUGAACUCCAGGAAACCAUGGGUGGAUCCAUUUCUUUGAUACAGGUGUCAUUCCUGUUAUAAAAUUUCUUCUAAAGGUCAACCUUAAAAGUAGUUCUUUAGCAAAUGGUGCAUGAAUUUUGCCAUCAUCUGCAUGUAAAAAUUUAUGGUUUUGUAGUAUUUUCUUUGAAAUGGACUGUGGAAUGAUACAGGAAUGUACAAAUACAUGUACAUAUAUAAAAAAGUGUAUAAAAUGUAUUCAUUGAUGGAUGUAAACAGGUGUUUUGGGGAUUAUGGGUGCAAGUACAUGUACAUGUAGGUAGUUGAGCUGAAGGGAUUUGCUCACAGUGAUUUGGAAAAUCAGGGUUCCACAGUUGGUGAGAUCACAGUUGCUGCUUUUUUUUCUCAGGGACUGAAAAAAAGGGGAAAAUUUUGGAUGGGUUGCUGAUUUGACAGCGGUGAAUGACACCUUUGGAUCCUCCCUUGGUGUAUGCCUGUGAAUUAGUGCUCUACCAAUGUGAGGCAUUGCAAGCACACACACAAAGCUAGUGAAAAUUGGUGUGUUAAUGGUCCAUCAUUUAAUCAGUUCCAUUUUGACAAUGGGAACUCUUCUCUGGCAUAUUAAAUGAGUCCUUGUUCCUAGGGAGUUAUUGUAACCUAAUCACCCCUAACAAGUUUCAUCAUUGAAUGAAGUGAACAAAUGCCAACAUGCAUGCGUUAGUUUUGUCUAGCCACUUUUGCAUAUUAAGCCUGUACAAAGAAUAUGUAGCAUGUUAUUAGAUAUAUAUACAUAAAAAGACUAUUUGUAGAAAACACAUCAUAUCAGUUUAUUUACCUACAUGUACUAGCUUUGGAGCAGAGAGAGGCAAAAGUGAUUUUCCAUUGAAGAUUUUCCACUGCUCUCCCAAAACUAGAUUUAAAAAUGGAUGAAUUUUUGGUUAACUUCCAAACUUAUGAAGUUCUCUCUGAUCAUACUGCAUUGUAGCAUAUCCCCUGAUACCUGAUGCACAAUGCCAGUCUUGUUUCUUUGAACUAAAACCAGUUGAGAGAAUCUUGCCAGAGAAGUGAUUUCCUUCCACCAACAAGAAGAAACUUUGUUGUUUGUUUGUUUUUUUAUUGCUUUGAUUAGUUGUUCAAAUUUACAAAAGAAUGUGAAAAAUUGCUCUGUUCUGCUCUUUAGUUUUUUGUUUUGGGGGUUUUAUUUGCUUUGUAAUCGACACCCAUAUUGUAUUUUAUUAUUAAAUCGUGAAUGUUAUACCUCAACCUCAUUACAUUUUUAUAACUUGUUACAUUUUUUCUAUCUAACUGCAUUUCCCCAUUUACUAUGGACGUUCUCUCAGGCCAGGUAGAAAUGUACAGUAGUUUCUCGGUCCAACUUGUUUUGUUUUACCCAGCCGCCGCCUUCCAAAAAUGUUAAUAUUUUGUUGUCAUAUUUGCAGGAUUCUUGACUGCAUUAAUUUGGCAACAAAACAGCUUUAAAUGCAGGUUUAAGAUCUGUUAGAGUUGAGAAUUCCUUUUUUAGGUAUACAUAAAAAUGAUACAAAUUGGUUACAAAUAUCCACCUGCCAUUUUGGAAAUCUGAGACUUUAAGGGGGGGGGCUGCCUCCCUUGAAAAACAAAUGCCUGGACGAGAA